UUCAUCUCGAACCAGGUAGACUACCAGUUCGAGAAAGGACUACUUUAUUCAAUCCCGAUGACGAUAACCCAUCACUAGAGCUUCUCAUGACACCUGUGUAUCGCACGAUACAGGCGAUGGACUUUAUCCUUCGCGCCGCCGAAUGGAAGAAGACAUCAUGCUUCAGAGUGGGUGAUUGAGACAGAACAGAGAUCUAAGGGAUCAGCAAAAGCAAGUCUCUCGUCGUACUACCUAUGGCGAGUCGCGUUCACGCAAUCAACCGAUAUUUUUCAUCCUAAUGCUCGGGAGUAGAAAGUUGGGCACUCUUAUACAUUUUCAAAUUUGCUUAUCACCGACCGCGAUGUGUUCGACUGCAUUCACUGCAAUACAAUUCAGUCUUUUACUAACAUUUGCUAUCCAUCUCUCUGACAACUCGAAGGAAUUACUCACUUUUCUAGCUUCUAUUAUCUCAUCAAGGAUAUCAGAGGCCCACCAUUUAACUCCCUACGUCGCAUGGCAGUCGAUCACCCUGAAGUUGCUAACCAACUACCCCACCCGUUUCAACGGCUAACGACAAUUUAUACCGGUGACCCAAGGGGAAACAAGUAGGUUAUCCACAAAAACAUCUGUGCUAUAGUUAUAUAGCAAGUCGCAACAAAUAUUAUAGCGGACUAGCCGGAAAGGAAUAUUUCUAGUGGAUAUGCCCGUAUAGUUUGCUUGUUUGCUAAUGGAUAUAUGAUCAAACUGCUGCAGCUGUCUCUCCCAUGUUUCUUUGAUCUUGUUCAUUGUUCUUCUUUCAGAGUGUUCAUUUUAUCGUUCAUUGCGUGCCCGGUGACGAGGUGAAACCAAAAGCCAAAGUUGUAUGGUAUCCGGCAAUUUCGUGUGCAAACACGCUCUACAAUAGCCUGGAAACCGAUGAGAACCUGAGAGCUAAU
Molecule: messenger RNA, 914 nt
Organism: Aspergillus alliaceus
Lineage: Eukaryota; Fungi; Ascomycota; Eurotiomycetes; Eurotiales; Aspergillaceae
Exons: 2
Coding region: 278-550 (90 amino acids)
Source: RefSeq, a predicted model, not a curated record